This is a messenger RNA of Aphidius gifuensis, 2787 nucleotides long. It is a transcript of the gene Caper, whose product is annotated as RNA-binding protein 39. NCBI's taxonomy places the organism in Eukaryota, Metazoa, Arthropoda, Insecta, Hymenoptera, Braconidae. Gene Ontology annotation, cellular component: nucleus. Gene Ontology annotation, molecular function: RNA binding. The record is from RefSeq and is a predicted model, not a curated record. The transcript is spliced from 7 exons. Gene Ontology annotation, biological process: mRNA processing. Bases 439 to 2031 code for a protein of 530 amino acids.
GCGAAAGGGAACGUAUAUACAGAGGAAAAACGAAAAAAUAAAAAAAAAAUAAAAAAAAUCAAUUACAUCUGCCUCAUCACCAUCAUCAUCGACCAAAGCAUUAUAAAAAACUUUUUAUAUUAUUUCAUUAAUAUAAUAGUUGUAUAAAAAAUUGAAUAAUUUAUAUUAAAUUAAUCAUCGAGUUGUAGGAUAAUUACAACAAAUAAUUUUCAUAUUUUUAAUGGUCAAAUAGUUAUUCUAAACUAACAUUGAGGUGUGUGCUAAUGCGUGGCAUUUCAGAAAGUUCACCAAAUCGGACAAUGGCGGAGGAUUUUGAUGUUGAAGCGAUGCUGGAGGCUCCUUACAAAAAAGGGAUGGUACGCAAUUUGUUCUACAACGAGUUCCUAGAAUGCACUUGAAGAGAGAAGAAAAAGGAUGUGUGGUUGGCCAUGGUAGUAUAUGACCAAGGCAUACUCAACCCAAGAUUGCAAUGCUUUCCUAAUAACUGAUAAAUCAUUGGAGCAAGAGUCAUCUUCAAUCAAGGAAAAAUCCAGGGAAAAUGGGUCCAGUAGAAAAUCAGGGAGAAGCAAACGUACUCGUUCACGAUCACGAGAUAGAAGAGAUCGAAAAGACAGAGAUCGUGAUCGUAGUGAUAGAAAUGAACGUGGUGGUGAUAGAGCUGAUAGAGAUAGAGAACGUGGCCGAGAUCGUGACAGAGAUAGAGAUAGAGAAAGAUCCAGAGAUGUUGGUGAACGUGAUAGAAAAAGAAGAUCAAAAUCAAAAGACAGAAAAGAUCGUGAUGAUAAAAAAAGUGAUAAAGAUCGUGACAGAGAAAGAGAUAGAAGAAGAAAAAGAUCCUUGACACCAAUAACACUACCACGUGCACGUCCACCUUUUGGUAAAGGUGUUAGUCCACUUGGAAUUUAUAGGAGGAAUGAUGAAUUAACACCCGAAGAACGUGAUGCACGUACUGUAUUUUGUAUGCAAUUGAGUCAACGAAUUAGAGCACGAGAUCUUGAAGAAUUUUUUUCAAGUGUUGGCAAAGUACAAGAUGUCAGACUCAUAACAUGUAAUAAAACACGAAGAUUUAAAGGUAUAUCAUAUGUUGAAUUUAAAGAUCCAGAAAGUGUUACAUUGGCUUUGGGUUUAUCUGGUCAAAAAUUACUUGGUGUACCAAUUGUUGUUCAACAUACACAAGCAGAAAAAAAUAGAAUGGGUAAUACAAUGCCAAAUUUAAUGCCUAAAGGACAAACUGGACCAAUGAGACUUUAUGUUGGUUCAUUACAUUUUAACAUUACCGAGGAUAUGUUACGUGGUAUUUUUGAGCCAUUUGGUAAAAUUGAUAAUAUUCAAUUGAUUGCCGAUCCAGAAACUGGUCGUAGCAAAGGAUAUGGUUUUUUGACAUUUAGAAAUGCUGAUGAUGCAAAAAAAGCAUUAGAACAAUUAAAUGGUUUUGAGCUUGCUGGUAGACCAAUGAAAGUUGGUAAUGUUACAGAAAGAACAGAUUUAAUGCAGGGACCAUCACUACUUGAUACUGAUGAACUUGAUCGUAGUGGAAUUGAUCUUGGUGCAACUGGUAGAUUACAACUUAUGUUUAAAUUAGCUGAGGGUACUGGACUUGAAAUUCCAACAGCAACAGCAAAUGCAUUAAAUAUGACACCUGGUAUGUCAACACCUCAACCACCACCACAAGUUGUACCACCAAUUGCAACACAAUGUUUCAUGUUAUCAAACAUGUUUGAUCCUGGAAAUAGUGAGACGAAUCCAACAUGGGCAAAAGAAAUACGUGAUGAUGUUAUUGAGGAGUGCAAUAAACAUGGUGGUGUACUUCAUGUUUAUGUUGAUCAUGCAUCACCACAGGGUAAUGUAUACGUUAAAUGUCCAUCAAUAUCAACAGCAGUUGCUUCGGUUAAUUCAUUACACGGUAGAUGGUUUGCUGGACGUGUUAUUACUGCAGCAUAUGUACCAAUUAUAAAUUAUCAUUCAUUAUUCCCAGACGCUAUGACGGCGUUACAACCACUUGCACCAAGUGCACCGCGACGGGGCAUAUGAUUUUAAUAAUAACAUUUAAAUAACAAAAAUACGAAAAACAAAAAAAAAAAAAAAACACAAAAAAAAAAAUCAGGGUUAUUUGUGAUUGAUACUUUAAAUUCAUCCUGACACACAAACUUUAUAGCAAUUUAAUUAUAAAUAAUAUGAUAAAUACAGUUGUCAUUUUUAUAAGUUGCGGUGAGGGGAAAAAUAAAAUUUGUCAUGAUGAUUAAUUUUUAAAACUUGGUGAUAAUGUUGAUGAACACAACAUUUUCAACGUCAUAUUUGACGGUGCUUUUCACACAACAAAAAAAAAAUACAGCUAAUAUAUAGAUAUAUAUAUAUAGAGAGAACGAGAGAGUGAGAGAGAUCAAAUAAAAGAUCAAAUGAAACAUGGUAAUUGAAAAGAAAAAAAAAAAAAAGUGAGAAAUUGUAUGUAAUUUUCUUGAUGAAUAUUCGACGAGUAUUAUUGUAUUUUACGUUAUAAAAAUUUACUGAAGAUAAACAAAAGCUACUAAUCAUUAAUUUUAAAAUUCCGAAAUAGAUGAAUUAUUGUUUUUUUUUCUUGUUAUAUUUUGUACUACUAAAUACAAAAUCGUUUUCAACAAUACUGCGAUAAUUUAUUAUAUUUAUUAUUUUAAAAAGACAAUUAAUUCAAAGUGUACAUUUUUUGCUCAUAGAUUUACAAAAAAAAAAAAAAAAAAGAAAUGAAAUUAUUGUAGCGAUGAUUUAAUUGAAUAAAUAAAUUGAAUCUAUGAUUUAUUGUUGCUUUGUUAA